UUCUGGUAGCCCCUUCGCCAGCGGGAGUGUUUGCAUAGCACCAUGCAGGCUGCGGGCUCGGGAGCAGCUGAUACCGACGCUGCUGUGACCAGUAGCAGCACAGACGUCGACGGCACAGACGGGGCAGAGGAGAGGAUGGAGAGGACGGUGCCAAGCGAGCAGCAGCAGCAGCAGCAGCACAGGACCAACAACACCCAGCAGCAGCAGAUGUCCUUAAGCCCGUCCGGUGUGCUCGACAAACUGUUUGGUAAGCGCCUCCUCCAGGCCAGACACUACAUCAUGUCUCGGAGGUCCUGGCUGAAGAUGGUGCCAACCGAAAACUGUGAUAUCCUGAUGGCAUUCCCAGAUACGAUCGAUGACCACACACUGCUGUGGCUCCUGAACCAGAUCCGUGUUGGAAUCCCUCAAAUCAGCAUUCAGAUUCGACAACAUAAACACACCCAGGCCCACGCCUUCUUCAUCACCACAACGUUUGAGAACUUACUGCGCGGUGCCGAGCAGAUGGGCAUGUACAAGGCGGUCAAACCUCAGUUUGGUGGCGGGAUGCGGCGCUUCUCCUGUGAGGAGGACAACAUCUACGAGAACAUCGAGAGCGAGCUGUGCUUCUUUACCUCACAGGAGCGUCAGAGCAUCAUCAAGUAUUGGCUGGAUAACCUGCGAGCCAAACAGGGGGAGGUCCUUCACAACAUUCACUUCCUGGAGGGACAGCCAAUCAUUCCAGAGCUCGUAGCUCGGGGGGUGAUCCAUCAAAUGUUUCCUCUCCACGAACAGAGGAUCCUCAACCAGCUGAUGACGUCUUGGGUCCAGGCCGUAUGUGAAAGACAGCCGCUGGAUGAUAUCUGUGACUACUUUGGAGUGAAGAUCGGGAUGUAUUUUGCUUGGCUGGGCUUCUACACCAACUCCAUGCUGUACCCUGCUGUCAUCGGCUUCCUGCUCUGGAUACUAGCAGAGGCCGACCAGACCAGUCAGGAUAUCUGCUGCGUGGUAUUCGCCCUCUUCAACGUUGUCUGGGCCACGUUGUUUCUGGAGCGCUGGAAGAGGCGGGAGGCCGAGCUGGCCUACAGGUGGGGCACUCUGGACACCCCCACCGAGUCCUUGGAGGAGCCCAGGCCACAGUUCAGGGGCGUGAAGCGCUGCAGCCCCGUAACCGGCUGUGAGGAGUUCUACUAUCCGCCCUGGAAGAGAGCCCUGUUCAGGUGGCUGGUCAGCCUGCCCAUCUGCCUCCUCUGCCUCUGUUUCGUCUUCAUCGCCAUGCUCCUCUGCCUGGAACUGCAGGAAGUGGUGAUGGAGAUUCAGGAGCUACCUAGUAUUACAAGAUUCAUUCCUAAGAUACUUCUGGCCAUCACUGUAUCCAUAUGUGAUGAGGUGUAUAAGAAGAUCGCCUAUUGGCUCAAUGACAUGGAGAACUACAGACUUCAGAGUGCCUACGAGAAUAAUCUCAUCAUCAAGAUGGUUUUUUUUGAAUUCAUCAAUUCUUACCUUAGCCUUUUUUACAUCGGAUUCUACCUCAAGGACAUGGAGCGGCUGAAAGAGAUGCUCGCCACCCUGCUGAUCUUUCGCCAGUUCCUGCAGAACAUCAAAGAGGUCCUCCAGCCAUAUCUCUAUGAGCAGAACAAGCUGGGUGUCUUCACCCCGAAGGUGCUCUGGGAGCUGAUCCAAGCCAUCACGCUCAAAUACGGCCGACUGGCUCUUGGGAAGGCUCAAGCCUCAAUGACAGCAUACUCCUUCCUGGGUCCCAAAGGGCUGUCGGUCAGUCCCAGCGCUAACGGUAACCCAGAGCCGAAGAGAAGAGGGGACCUGAAAGCCGGAUUCAGGCUGACAGAAGAAGAGUGGGACAUGAAUGACAGUGCUCUGAAACAACGUAAAGUCAGUUUCACGGAGAAGGUUGACUACCAGGACGUCACAGCGGAGAUGCAGGCGCGGGACCGCAGCUCCCUGGAGGACAGUCCCACAAUGGUAGAGGAAGGGAUGGAACGAUCGAGUAUUUUUGACAGUUGUGACGAGGACAGUGAUUGUGAGCUGCUGUCUCAGGAUACGAAGGAGAACGCCACUGUGCCCUCUCCGAAUGACAACCUUUGCCAUAGAAGGAAGAAUGUAGCUGAAGAGAAAGAGGACAAUAAGUCGUGGAUCGAUCCUCCAGAGGAAACCAAAACUGUGACUCUGACCCAGGCUGAGAUUGAGAGCUGUAUGCAGACGUAUGAGGACACGCUUCAGGACUACCAGGAGAUGUUCAUUCAGUUUGGUUAUGUGGUGCUCUUCUCCUCUGCGUUUCCCCUGGCAGCCAUGUGCGCUCUCAUCAAUAACAUCAUCGAGAUCCGCAGUGACGGCCUAAAACUCUGUUCCGGCCUUCAGAGGCCAUUUGGCCAGAGAGUGGAGAACAUUGGACAGUGGCAGACUGCUAUGGAGGCUAUGGGCUUGAUAGCCAUCAUAGUUAACUGUUACCUGAUUGGUCAGUGUGGGCAGCUGCAGCGUCUGUUCCCCUGGCUGAGUCCUGAGAUGACCAUCAUCUCCAUUGUCUUACUGGAGCACUUUGCAAUCCUCCUAAAGUACGUCAUCCAUGUUGCCAUCCCUGAUAUCCCUGGCUGGGUAGCAGAAGAGAUGGCCAAGCUAGAGUACCGACGAAGGGAAGCUUUCAAGAAACAUGAGCUGCAGGCCCAGCAACACUUCCAACAGCAGCUCAGACGCCGGCGUGAGGAGGAGGAUCUUCAGCGCCAGGCCGAGCUGCAGGCAGAGGCCCGUCAGGAGAGCGAGUAUCACAAGGCCGAAAGCCAGCACCAGCAUCACCACGACAAAUCGUCGGGGGGCAAGUCGGGGGACAAGCCCAAGAGACCCAGCUCUCUGCUGGGAAACAACAACGUGAUGAAGCUGAAACAAAUCAUCCCUCUCCAGGGGAAGUUCUCCUCUGGCACCUCACGCUCACCGGCUCAGUCCCCGACAGGAGGUGAGGCCAAGCUGCCUGGAUUUCUGAAGUUCCUGAAGUCGCCCGAGAUGAAAAAGGAGCCAGCGGUGGUAGCAGGAGCAGCACCAGGCUCAACAGUCACCUCUUCAGUUCUCCCUGGUGGCCAGGAGAGGUCACAGUCCCCCAACAGGACAUUCAGUCCUGGGAAGCUGUUCAGUUUCAGCAAAUCGGAGGGUACCAUUGUGUGUGCCAACGGGACACAACCAGCGACUCAGCCCAACAAGUAUGACUUAAACACGUCGCUGGAGGAACUAGCCUCUAACGAGUCCGAUAAAGGAGAAUCAAUCAGACAACAGACUGAUUUAGAAAACUCUGGCUCGAAAAGCUAAUGAACUUUCAGCCGUGCCAAUGUAACAUUACUAACCGAGAGCAAUGUACAAAUGUUCAGGCGACAUUCACGGUACUGUAGGAGAACAUAUCACUCACACGGACCACAUGUAAAGUCAGUGAGCGUUAGAUUUCCCGUCUGGAUGCAACUUACUCCGCACAAAGUACAACACUAACACUUGAUUAUCUAGCUUCCACAUUAACUAUGUACAGUAAGUGUUUGAAUGGAGGAUUGAGAAACCUCUUGACGUACAGCUGAAAUACUGCAUGACUGCCUGGUUUUCCAACAGCGCCAGAACAGAUGAUGUUGCUGUCUAGGAUCUUUUUAAAAAUCUAAAUCGAAACAUAUAAAGAACUUUAUCGUCGAUGACCUCGUUUUGUCAGAAGGACACGAACAGCAGCUUCCCAUUCCACGUCCGUCUCCUUCCGAUGCCUGUGUUUGAAUGCAUGUUACGUCAUGUGCAUGUCCACCAUGUGUUUUUGAGUUGUGCACUUUCAAAGCCAUUCUAUUCCUCCGCAAUAGGUCCGAUUAUAUUCACUGUGACCACGAAAAAAUAUUCUAUUUUUCUUAACUUUGAUUUUCUAUGAAUUAUUUUACUACAUAAAUUAGCGAAUGUACUUCUAAGAUGCAAAACAAAUCUCACUUGAAUAAACGUCCAUCAAAUGA
This is a messenger RNA of Pleuronectes platessa (European plaice), 3953 nucleotides long. RefSeq names its product anoctamin 8a (gene ano8a). The record is from RefSeq and is a predicted model, not a curated record. Gene Ontology annotation, cellular component: plasma membrane. The coding region runs from base 43 to 3288 and encodes 1081 amino acids. Gene Ontology annotation, molecular function: chloride channel activity. Lineage: Eukaryota; Metazoa; Chordata; Actinopteri; Pleuronectiformes; Pleuronectidae. Gene Ontology annotation, biological process: chloride transmembrane transport. The transcript is spliced from 18 exons.